Messenger RNA from Coffea arabica (coffee), 2217 nucleotides. The record is from RefSeq and is a predicted model, not a curated record. NCBI's taxonomy places the organism in Eukaryota, Viridiplantae, Streptophyta, Magnoliopsida, Gentianales, Rubiaceae.
AUGGAUGCACUUCGAAUUUCCUGCAUUCUUUUCGCCCUUUUUGUCAUUAGUUUGAGUGGAAGUGGUGGAACUACUGCCGCUACUGAUGAAGAAAGGAAGUCCAAGCAGGUUUACAUAGUAUACCUGGGAGCCCUUCCUGAAGGAGAUUAUUCACCUUCAGCACGCCAUCUCAGUAUGCUUCAGGAAGUUGUUGACAGCAGUUACACGGGGAAAUCCUUAAUCAGAAGCUACAAUAGGAGUUUUAAUGGGUUUGCUGCAAAUCUCACAAACCAAGAGAGAGAAAAGUUGGCUGGUCGGGAUGCUGUGGCGUUGAUAUUUCCAAGCAAAACUCUCCAACUUCAAACAACUGCAUCAUGGGACUUUUUGAGAUUUCCACGAAACGUCGGUCGAAAUCUUGAUAUCGAGAGUGACAUAAUUAUAGGAGUUAUAGACUCUGGAAUAUGGCCAGAGUCAAAAAGUUUUAGCGAUCACGGUUUUGGACCUAUACCUAAGAAAUGGAAGGGGGUCUGCAAAGGAGGCAAAAAUUUCACCUGUAACAACAAAAUCGUGGGAGCACGGUACUAUGUCAGAGGAGAUGAUUCGGCAAGAGAUCUAGAUGGACAUGGAAGCCAUACUGCUUCAACAGCAGCUGGAAACGAAGUGGAAAAUGCGAGUUUUUAUGGAAUUGCACAAGGUAUCGCACGAGGAGGGGUUCCAUCUGCAAGAAUUUCUGCAUACAAAGUGUGUAGUGAUACGGGAUGCACAGAUGAAGAUAUAUUAGCUGGUUUUGAUGAUGCUAUAGCUGAUGGAGUUGACAUUAUUACGGUUUCACUUGGACUACAGUCUCCAGUUGGCUUGCAAUAUGACUCCAUAGCUAUCGGCUCUUUUCAUGGGAUCGGCAAAGGUGUACUCACAGUUCAGUCAGCAGGAAAUGAUGGUUCUUUAACAGGACGAGUCGUCAGUACUGCGCCAUGGUUAUUCACAGUUGCAGCAAGCACUACAAAUCGCAAGCUCGUCAGCAAAAUUGCCCUUGGAAAUGGAGCCGAGAUUUUUGGAAAUGCCAUUAACUCCUUCAAGUUGAAUAGCACGAAAAAUUACCCUCUUGUAUAUGGAAAGGAUGCUUCAAUACAGUGUGGCGAGGCUGAAGCUAAGCGUUGUUAUGGAGGCUGUCUAGACAGAAGGCUAGUUGAAGGAAAAAUUGUACUUUGUGAUGACACUUUUAGCAGCAGCAACCUCGCUGAAGUUAAAAGGGCUGGCAGCGUUGGAUCAAUUUUCCGUUCAGGUGAAAUCUAUGAUGUUUCUUUUGUUUUUCCUUCUGCUGCAUCAACUUUGAGCCCUCAACAGUUUGAUCUGGUCGAAAGCUACAUCAACUCCACAAAAGUACCUCAAGCAUACAUCUAUCCAAGCGAGAAUAUAACAGACUCAAGUGCUCCGGUAGUUGCAUCAUUCUCAUCUAGAGGGCCAAACACUAUUUUCCCGGAUAUUCUGAAGCCGGACAUAAGUGCACCAGGAGUUGAUAUUCUGGCUGCUUAUUCUCCUGCUGCAUCCCCAUCAGAAAUCUCUCAUCAGGAUGCAAGAUCUGUAGAAUACAACAUACUAUCUGGAACGUCCAUGGCAUGUCCUCACGUAGCAGGUGCAGCUGCUUAUGUGAAAUCAUUAAACCCUCACUGGUCUCCUUCAGCAAUCAAAUCUGCUCUUAUGACCACUGCUUGGCAGCUGAAUGCAACAAAUGCUAGUCAUGGAGAUGCGGAGUUUUCUUACGGAGCAGGACAUCUUGACCCAGUAAAAGCGGCAGAUCCCGGACUCGUGUACGAGAUAUUAAGAUCAGAUUACAUCAAAUUGCUCUGUGGCUUGAAACUUGAUCCAAAAGCAUUGGCACAAAUAUUUGCUGAUAAUACCUCAUGCACUAAUGUGGUUCCGACACAACCCAAGGAUCUUAAUUACCCAACAAUUACUGCAAAAGUCGAAAAUGGCGAGAGAUUUACAGCUACAUUUUCAAGAACGGUCACAAAUGUUGGUCUUCCCAAUUCAACAUACAGAGCCACAAUCACUACCAGGCCUUCUCAGGUGAAUAUUUCUGUGGAGCCUAACAUCCUAUCAUUCACGACGGUGAACGAGAAAAGAUCAUUUGUUGUGACGGUCACCGGUGGAAGAGCGACACCGCCGGUGAUAUCUGCUUCACUUGUGUGGUUUGAUGGUUUGCAUAGUGUCCGAAGUCCAAUCAUUAUAUACACAUAA